Messenger RNA from Papilio polytes (common Mormon), 1197 nucleotides. Its product is annotated as farnesyl pyrophosphate synthase 1-like. The transcript has 7 exons. Lineage: Eukaryota; Metazoa; Arthropoda; Insecta; Lepidoptera; Papilionidae. Gene Ontology annotation, biological process: trans, trans-farnesyl diphosphate biosynthetic process. Gene Ontology annotation, molecular function: dimethylallyltranstransferase activity; (2E,6E)-farnesyl diphosphate synthase activity. Gene Ontology annotation, cellular component: cytoplasm. Bases 1 to 1197 code for a protein of 398 amino acids. The record is from RefSeq and is a predicted model, not a curated record.
AUGAUAAGAGAGAAGAAGGAAAAGUGGUCUAGAUUGGUUACAGAUUGGUACCCACGACAUGGGAAGAGAAUAAAGGAAGACAGAACGGAAACAAGUAAUUGUUUUACGUCGUUAUCAAAACAGUUUGUAGAUAACUACUAUGAUAUAUUCACUAAGGUUGUCGAUGAAGCUUUAGCAAGAAUUCCUUAUUUAGAUUCAAAUGAAAUAAAGGAUCGUAUUAAAAAGAUGGCUGGUUAUUAUGCACUCGAGAGAAAACCUAUGUUAGCCGAACUCUUUCUUCAUGCUUACGAAAUGCUAGAACAGCCAGAAAAUUAUAACGAAGAGAAAAAAAAUCAAGCCUAUGCAUUAGCUUGUGCGAUGGAAAUGGGCACUUCUUACUUUCUGUUCAUUGAUGACAUGGAAGACGAUGGCAAGACACGUUGCGGCAAGCCGUGCUGGCACCUACUGCCAGACGCUGGACCAUUGACGUGGAACGACACCAGUAUGCUGAGAAGCUUCAUACACGAAUUACUACUACAGAAUUUUCCUGAAACUCUUAGCUUUAGAAUUGUAGAGUUUGUUAAUCAGAUUUAUUUUUUGUCGGCGGUCGGGCAGCAUCUAGAUAUUUCAACAUCGGAAAAACAGAAUUACAAAAAUUUUACUGUGGACUAUUAUUAUAAGAUAAACGAAGUGAAAGUGUCCUUUUUUGCUAUCCAGGCUCCGAUAAUAUUUGCUCUAAUUUUGGCUAACAAAGACACGAACGAAGCAAAACAGCAAGUGCAUAAUGUUUGUAACGACGUUGGAGUUUUUAUUCAAAUAAAGAAUGACUUAAUGGAUUUAUACGACAGCAAUGAAUUCAAAUCAUCAACAGACAUACAGAAAGGAAAAUGUUCCUGGUUAGCUGUAAAGGCGUUAGAAAUAUGUAAUAAAGAGCAACGAAAAAUCUUCCAAGAAAAUUACGGCAAUUGGGAUAAAAGCUGUGUGCGUAAAAUCCAAGAAUUAUAUGAUACGUUGAAAAUACAAGACAUAUAUGAAGAGGAAAAACAAACACAGUACGAAAAUUUCUUAAAAAAAAUUAACAAUUUACCUUCAAACGCUGUUCCUAGCGCUGAUAUUUAUAAAAAACUUAUUUCGAAUGACAUAACAAUAAGAGACAAGAACCGUGGCAACCUUGCUUCCUUUAUGUUGGCAGGAAAUGAGACCAUCAUUUCCUGCUAA